This is a messenger RNA of Tetrahymena thermophila SB210, 6450 nucleotides long. RefSeq names its product histone deacetylase family protein. The transcript has 19 exons. The record is from RefSeq and is a predicted model, not a curated record. Lineage: Eukaryota; Ciliophora; Oligohymenophorea; Hymenostomatida; Tetrahymenidae.
AUGUAAUAACUUAUUUUUCUGUUAGCUACAAUCUACUAAAUAUUAAGAACUACAUAGGCAGGUACAAUUACUCCAACAACGCAACCACCUCCGAUUUAUAAUACAUUGGCUAAUGCGGGAGUUAGAGCUGACUACACUUUUUCUUUCAUUCCACAAACAUUUUUACCUGCAGGAGGAAACUUAUAAAUUAUAUUUCCUUCUCAAUAUAGUGCUACAUAGGCUUUUUAGAUAAAUAAUUUAGUGUGCAGUGUUACUUGUUAAGCUAGCGGAUUAACUCUAACUUUCACAUUUCCUUAUGAUCUUGCAGCAGGAAUAGCCCAAACUGUUACUGUUUAGCAAGUUUUAAAUCCUUCCACUAAAGGUGGAGUAGGAAGUUUUAUACUCCAAACAUUAUAAGGAUAGAAUAUCGUAGAUUAGAAUAAAAUUUUUGGAAUUAUUGGAAUAGCUGAUAUCUCAACAAAUCUAAUUUCUGCUAACAUUUAGGUUAAUCCUUCAGGUAGUGAUCUAGCUGGAGACUACACUUCAUAUUAGCUCACCUUUUAAACAGCUAGUAACAUACCUGCAGGAAGUUAUUUUAUCCUAUAGAUCCCAACAGAUUUUACCUUAGAAGACUAUCCUACAUGCAUAUCACCAAGUUUAAAUGGUUACUUUAUAGCUGGUCAGCUUAUAUGCACUUUAUAAAGUAAUAAUUAGGUUAGAAUAGAUGGAGUAGUAGGAGUUCUCACCUAAGGUAUCAAUUAUGUCUUAUAAAUUUCAAUGCAAAAUCCUCCAUACACUAUUAAUCCUAACACAGCUAGUAGUAACUAUGUCUUCUCUUUCUAAAUUUACAAACAAGGAACUCAAAUAUUAUUUGAAAGUAUCUCUGGCAUUUAGGGUCCUGCAAUCAAUGCUGCUGGAUUAAAUAAUAUCUCUUUAACUCCUACAGAUUAAUUAAACUUAAAUAACAGAUAUAUCUAUGCCGAAUACAAGCUAAACUUUACACCAACUCUGGCGCUUGAAAAUGGAAAUUGUAUAGUAAUAUCAUUCCCUGCUUAUUUUUAGGUAUUAGUAAGUUAGUAAUUAAUGUACUUGUAGGAAAAUAUGUAUUAAUUGCAUUAUAUAAAUUAUGGACUUGAUAAUUUAUCAGAAAAUAAUAAAGUUUAAAUCUCAGUCAGUUCAAAUUCUAUUAUCAUUUCGAACUUUGCUACACAGCAGUUCAUUUAAGAAAUAUCAGUUAUUAUCAUGACAAGAAACCCAGAUGCAGCUGGAACAGCUACUCCAUUGAAGAUAUACAUAUACCAAGAUACUACCUAGUCUACUUUAAUAGCAUAAGAUGUGAAUUCUGCUACUGCUAAUAUAGAUCCUUAUACAUCAUGUGACCAUUCAACUGAUUAGAUUUUAGCAAGUAUCAACUACUAUCUAUGGAAUAAUGCUUGGCCUAAGGCAACUUAAACUCCAGUUGUAAUUCCUUCAAUUUAAUUUGAGUUUAAACCUUUGAAAACUAUUCCUAUUGGAGGGUUAAUCAAAAUAGCAAUUCCUAAAGAAUUCACCUUUAAUCCUGCAUUUCCUACAACUGCGACUGACUGUGGUAUUUAUUAUGGAUAUUCUUAGUUUACCAUGACUGCAGGAAAUACCCCUUAAUUUAAUAACAUAUAUCCUUCAUAAAGAUAAAGAUCUACUCUCUUUUAAACUUAUCAGCCUGUUGGAACUGCUGGUUCUAAUUCUUUUGCAUGCUAAACUUCAAUUACAGGAAAUAUAAUGACAAUAUCUGGCAUUCAGAAUACACUUUUUGGGAACCAGGGACUCAUUCAUAUAUUGGUAUUAAAAAAUUGGGUUAUGACUCCAGCAAGAAAUGCAACUUACUUUUUUGCCUUAACGUCUUAUGACAGUGACAAAUAUACAAUCUUAGAGUCAUGGAAAGAUGCAUUUUAAAUAAACCCAAAAGAUCUUACAACAACUCCAGUAGUCAAUCUGAUAAAUAAUUACGUUUCUAGUGUAGCUACUAUCUCAAAAUCUAUAUUAGAUAUUUAAUUAACAACAGACAUAACUAUCCCUAGUGGCUAACCAAUAUAUAAAUCAACUGAUACUUAAGGAUUUAUUUAAUUAGAUUUUAGGUAAUUAUCAGGUGGUGAUGCAUGGUAGCUUGGACUUGGUCUUAAUGUACCCAGUGGGACAUAAAUACCAUGUAGAGGUAUUUAAGGAAUCAUACCCAUUUAAGGAUCAUCAAUUAUUUGUACUUAUGUAUAGGCAUCAUACACUGCUUUAACCACUACUACAUUUUCUUAGAUCUUCAUAAAAAAUUUUGUACAAAUUCCAGCAAACACUUUAGUUAGAAUUCAUAUUCCUAACCUUCUUAAUCCUUAAGGAGGUGGAACUACUUCUGAUUUAUCAAUAAGACUUGUUUCAAACACAAAUAAUGUUUAUUAAUAUUUAGCUUAAAAAUCGAUUUUAAUUACAGAUAAACCUAUUGGUACUUUUGUUGUUUAAAAUGUAUUGAAUCUCAGCUAUUCAACUAAUUAUGUGGGAUAAACAUUCAAUUUAGGUUUUAAUACAAAAACCUCACCCUCUGCAGGAGAUUUACUCCUUAUUUAGCUACCAACGUUCUCAAACGGUUUCAUAGUUCAAGACUAAACUAUCUCAUGCUCAGUAAACUCUAUCAAUAUGUAUUGCAUUCCAUACUAUUAAGCUGAUAUGAUCUUAAUUAUGAUUUCUUAAAAUUUUGCAUCACCAUAAUAAUCAAUUUUGAUAUCAAAUAUAAACUGGCCUCAAUAUCAAAGUAACUUCGUUGCAACUUUUUCAACUCUCGAUGUAUAUUGGACAUCUUCGACAGGAGUUACAAAUAAGGCUGAAAGAAAUAACUAAUUAAUUAACAACCUUCCAAACUAAUUUUCUAAUGCAUCGAUUGUUAUCCCUAAAAAAGGAAUUCAAUAUGUAGAUUGCUCUUACCAGUUUAGUUUCACUGGUAAUGCUGAUAUUCCAGCCUUGAGCUUGAUAUAAGUUAUAUUCCCCAAUAAUUACAACCUGUUAGGAUCUACCCCACUGCCAACAGUGACAUACUCAGGGUUGACUAGCUAUAGUUCUUCACAACAACUAUCUAUUUAAAUAACAAUUUAAAUGAUUACAAUUUCAAAUAAUUAAUAUCUGCCAGCAGGUUCUACAUUUACAGUAACAGUUUCAGGAGUUAAGAAUCCUUCAACUAUGCCUGCUAAUGGUCUAUCUACUGGAUGGGGAAUUCAAGUAGUAUAGUACGAUGCUGUAAAUGAUAUCAGUAAUUUAGUUAUGCAAUAACUAAACUUUUACAGCUUCGCUUUUGAUCCAGUUUUCACACCUGGGACAAUUGUUUUCAAUUCAAUUACAGCUUUUCCACUCAAUGCUGACGAAACUGCAACUUAUACUAUUCAGUUCACUCCAUAUACUAACAUACCUAUUUAGGGUGUCAUCUAAAUUACUUUUCCUUAAAAUAAUUUUAAAUCUCUCCCCUCUCCUCCAAACUGUAGUAUGGGAGGAGCAGUUACAACUUUUAGUAGUUGUACUCUUAGUGGCUCUACUUUCUCAAUUGUGAUUUAAGAUUAGUAUAAUUCUGGUAGUGGAAGUAUCACUUUAUCCAUAACUAAUAUAAAAAACCCAGAUUAAGGUACUUCAGAUGGCUUCAUAAUAGAAACAACUUACGACGGUCAGACUUUAGAUAUUACAGAUUAAACCACUUUGAGUAGUAGAACAAUAACUACAGUCUAAAGAGCUCCUGAAAUUACUGUAAACUCUAUUACCUUUAGUCCAUAAAAUAUAAGCGAAAGAAGUACAUACACCUUCUCAUUUAUUACAAGUGAUAUCAUCACUUCUUAAAUGUAAAUUCUAUUCUAGUUCCCAUCAGACUAUGAUAAGCUAUUAGGAAAAAACGUUAAGUGUAUUAUAGUCUCUGGUAUAUUAGGUAAUUUUUAUAGUUGUUAUGUGUAAAAUGGCGGAGUUUAUUUAUAGAAUUUUGAUUCUUAUCAACCAAGUAGCUCAAAUCCUAUAGUUGUUCAGAUAUUUGGUGUAACAAACCCUAAUAUAGCUUAUACUAAUACUGGUUAGUUCUCGAUAUCAUUGCUAUAUAAAGGGGAUAACAAAUUCAUCAAUUCAUAAUCUUAGGCAGGAUAAUUAUAAAUGUACGGAAAUCCAGGAUGGUUAUCUGUUUAGACUGUAACAGCUAGUUAAUUUAAUGUGAGGUACACUGCUAGUUAUUAAUUUUCUUUUACUCUAAGUAAGAAUGUUCCAAAGAUUUUAUCAUAAGGAGCAAUAUUUAUAGAUUUUCCUCCUUAAUUUGAUUAAGUCUCAGACGGAAGAGGCUCUUGUACAACUACAACAGCUUCUUUCGCUUAGGUUAUAGAUUGUUACACCAUUCAAAAUCGUUACAAUGUAACAGGUAAUACUCAAGAUUUCUCUGGUUAGCUUUAGGUAUCAAUAGCGUCGGUUCUAAAUCCUACUUUCUAAGGAAUUACUGAUAACUUUUAUGUAAGUUCAUUUGAUGGCAUAAACCAAAUUAUUAUUGAUAGAAGCUACAUAAAUUUAGAUCCAUUUUCAUUUAGCUACGUUUAUCCUGGUCCACUGAUUCACGUAAAUAAUGAUUAAGGCAUCUCACUCUACCCUGGUACAUAAACUGUUGAUCUAUAUAUUACACUAGAUUUCCCUUCAUUACUUGAGUUAAGUGUAAAGCCAAAUAUCUUACCAGGUUUCAAAGUAAUCCCAUUCGACAUUCCUAUUCAUCUAGGUUAGACAUCCAUCCCUUUCAGAAUAUCCUGCCCAUAAUAAAUAUUUUCUGGUUCUUAUACACUCUAAUGGGUAACACUAGGAGAUAAUGUGCCUCCCAUCUACACACCAAUAUAAACUUCUUAAAUUACUAUCCUCAAUCCUACAAUUUAAACUGUGCUCAUGAACUCUAUCUUAGAUAUUCCUUAUGGAGGAACUUCUUUAGACACAAUACUUUCUGUGACUUAUGCAUCUGAUAUUUAUUUUGAAGUCCAUAUGAAUUUAGCCUCUUAGUAUCCAGGAAUUUCAUUAAGUACUUAAAUGCUAAAUUUCACCAAAGGAAUAAACUAGCUCAGUUUUAGAGUUAUUUCUACUCCUACAAAUAAUACUAGUUCAUCUGUUUCAAGAGGUUCUAUAGUUUUCUCAUUAUUGGGAAUAGAUUCAACUAUAUUUUAACUACAAUAUACUUAAAUGUACUUCAAUUUAAUAGCGGCUGAUAACAUAGCACCUCAAAUUAUUUAGCUUCAGACAGUUAAUAUAUUAAAAAAUAGUGUUUAAAUUAACGUUAUGACUAAUGAACCAACUGUAGUUUACUAUAUGUGUAGUUUAAAUGGAACAUCAUAUCCAAGCUUCUCUUAAGUUUUUAAUAAAACUGCUCCUCCUGCCAAUACUACUUAAAGCUAAUAUGGAUAAUUAGUCUUAAAUUAAGCUAAUGCAAACUUUUACUUUAACAUAACAAACCUCACUGCCCAAACUCCUUAUAUCAUCCAUCUAUUUUUCUAAGAUAGAGGAAAUAAUGUUGCAAAUAAGACUCUAACUUUUGUCACAAGCAAUCGAUAUAAUGCCGCAACAUUUAGUCUGAGAUUCUAAGUCCUUUAACUAUCAGCUACUGAAAUCAAGAGCGUGCUUAUUAAUUUAUCGAAUAUUUUAACUAUUGAUUUGAAUACCUUGUACAUCUAGAAAUAUUAUUUUAAUAAUACCUCCUCAAGUACUAGCUCAAGUAGAAUUCUGUAAAGCACACAAUUAGCUGAUUAAAUAAACCAAAUUUAAGAAACUACAGAUAAUCAAGGUAAUUAAAAAAGAUAAAAGGCUAAUAGAAUAUUAGAUGUUUCGACUUCAAUUUAUACUUUACUGAACAUCUAAAUAUCUUCAAAUAGACUCGUAGAGUAUUAUCCUUCGCCAUUAACUUUAGCUAAUUCUUUGAACAAUAAAACUGUAUUGCUGAAAGCUGCAAUGCCCACUUAUGAUAGCUCGUAUUUAGUAAUCCCAAACACAUUUGUAUCCUACUAUCCUAAUUUUAUUUAGCCUCCUUAAUUUUUGUCUAAUGACUGGUCUACUGCUAAUUUCACAGUCGUCUUAGACUAACCAGGAUUUGUUUAUGUGACUGGAGAGUUAUAUGUCUCAAAUACCUAGCCCUCUCCUUAUCCUGAUUAAAUUUAUUGGGGUUAUGACCAUACAAACAUUAAAGCACCUAGCGGAUAUGUAGAAGUAAGCUAAGGAUAUACUUAAUUUAACUUAACUCUACGUAACCUUAAACCAAAUUCAAAGUAUUUUGCUUACAUAAUUGGAGGAAGUGUCCAGCCUGGAUACCCAGAUUUAAUGGACGCAUCCAAAAUAGUAAGAAUUUAAUUUACAACACUUCCUUCACCUUCAGAUUUAGAACUAGAUAUAAAUACUGGAACCAAAUUAGAAUUUAGCACUAAAUUUCUAGUGCUACUAUUUUUAAUUAUUUAAGUAUUCAUAUGA